AUGGUUAAAAUCGCCAUUGUUGGACUGCUGUCCUUGGCGGGGAUCGCUGCAGCGGCCACCUCUCCAGAUCAGACCUGUGGAGGUUCCAACAGUUACACCUGUCCAGGAUCUCAAUGCUGUAGUCAAUACAACUGGUGUGGAACAACUGACGCACACUGCGGAACAGGAUGUCAAUCCAAGUUCGGCAAAUGCAUAACUGGCUCUAGCAGCAGCGGGAGCGGCAGCACCAGCACUAACGGCAAGGUCAGCUCUGAUGGCACCUGUGGCGGCACCGCGGGAUACACCUGUAAGGGAAGCACUUUCGGAACCUGUUGCAGCCAGUGGGGAUAUUGCGGCAACACAGAUGCCCAUUGCCUCAACUCUUGCCAGUCAAAGUUUGGUGACUGCAGCUCCGUCACCAACGGUGGCAAGACGGUCAGCCAGGAUGGAACCUGCGGUGGAACAGGUGGAAACACGUGUCGAGGUAGCAACUUCGGUGACUGCUGCAGUCAGUGGGGAUAUUGUGGCUCGUCUACCGAUCACUGCAGCACCGGCUGCCAGUCAUCCUUUGGAACCUGCUCUGCGUCCUCAGGCGGAGGGGCUGCAGCCUCUUCUUCAGCAGCGCAGCCUGCAUCCACUGGCGUCAAGAUGAGUCCAGACAACACUUGUGGUGGCUCCAAUGGCUAUACAUGCCCUUCUGGCUUGUGUUGCUCGAAGAAUGGAUACUGCAACACCGGCGACGACUUCUGUGGCUUUGGAUGCCAGACAUCUUUUUCACUAGGGACGUGUUCAACCUGCCCUGGCUCAGCAUGCGCAGGUACGGUGACCAGCAACCCAACUUGCUCCGCAAACAACGGCUACUGCUGGACAUUGAGUUCGAAGAAGUUCCAGAUCAUUUGCGGAAGGCUUGCCUCCGGAGACUAUCUUGGCUACGUCGAUGCCACAAGCUUGGGUGAUUGCAUUUCGAAGUGUGCUGCAAACUCAGCGUGUGUCGCUGCUUCAUUCUAUCAGGGCAGUAGCACAAGCUGUAGUUUACUGAGCAGUUAUCAAGGGUCUGCUUAUGGCAACUCGGCAGGUGGUCAGCAGAACCAUGCUUACGUCCGCGGUUCCAGCUGCGGGUGA
Messenger RNA from Colletotrichum paranaense, 1101 nucleotides. RefSeq names its product lectin. Gene Ontology annotation, molecular function: chitin binding. NCBI's taxonomy places the organism in Eukaryota, Fungi, Ascomycota, Sordariomycetes, Glomerellales, Glomerellaceae. The coding region runs from base 1 to 1101 and encodes 366 amino acids. The transcript has 3 exons. The record is from RefSeq and is a predicted model, not a curated record.